UGGUAACGGACAGUCAGACCAGCUGGGCGACUGUGGCUGCGCGCCGCGCGAGUAGAGCGGUGUGGCCGCGCGUGGAAGCCCCGCCGGCGCUGGGCUGCAGCCCGGGACCCGAGGCUCGGCCCUGCUGGUGAUCCCUGACCCAGCUGCGCCGUGAGCGGGCCCGCGGCUGGGCAGUGAGGCCUCCUCGGGCCCGCCGCGCCCUCCCUCCAUGAGAAUAGGGGCUCCGCGGAGCUUAACGGAGGCCGGGCCGGGGCGGCGGGCGGAGUAGAGGCGGCGGCGGCGGGCCCGCUCACCCUUGCGGGUGGAUGCUGCGCCGCGGCGAUGGACGCCCUGGAGGAAGAGAGCAUCGCGCUGUCCUUCUCUUCUGCCUCUGAUGCAGAAUUCGAUGCUGUGGUCGGAUGUCUAGAGGACAUUAUCAUGGAUGAUGAGUUCCAGUUAUUACAGAGAAACUUCAUGGACAAGUAUUACCAGGAGUUUGAAGACACCGAAGAGAAUAAACUUACCUACACGCCCAUUUUUAACGAAUAUAUUUCUCUGGUAGAAAAAUAUAUUGAAGAACAGCUGCUGGAGCGGAUCCCUGGAUUCAACAUGGCCACUUUCACAACAACAUUACAGCACCAUAAAGAUGAAGUAGCUGGUGACAUAUUUGACAUGCUGCUCACAUUUACUGAUUUUCUGGCAUUUAAAGAAAUGUUUUUGGACUACAGAGCAGAAAAAGAAGGACGAGGACUAGACUUGAGCAGUGGCUUGGUGGUGACGUCCUUAUGCAAAUCAUCUUCUACACCAGCCUCCCAGAACAAUGUACGUCACUAGGGCCCACCUCCAGGCAAUGGGUGGGACCAUCUCGGAUGAUGUCACUAGCCUGGUAGGCUUAGAGACUUCAGUUAUGCCCACAGACAUGGUCUCUGAAAGACUGCUGCUGUGUUGCCAUUUAUGUUAAGUAUUGAUGGGUCACAGACAACAUGACCUGAUCCUUCUGGACCAUU
This is a messenger RNA of Dipodomys ordii (Ord's kangaroo rat), 986 nucleotides long. It is a transcript of the gene Arl2bp, whose product is annotated as ADP-ribosylation factor-like 2 binding protein. The record is from RefSeq and is a predicted model, not a curated record. Gene Ontology annotation, cellular component: mitochondrial intermembrane space. The transcript has 6 exons. Lineage: Eukaryota; Metazoa; Chordata; Mammalia; Rodentia; Heteromyidae. Bases 322 to 813 code for a protein of 163 amino acids. Gene Ontology annotation, biological process: positive regulation of tyrosine phosphorylation of STAT protein; maintenance of protein location in nucleus.